AUGAAGGGAAACCUAAGCAUCCGAUUAUUCUUCGGGCUUUGUAUUGCGGGUACCUUUCUGAUGUUUGCCUUGUACCUUCUUGUUUCUGUUGGCUCACCAAGAAAGCCUGUGGACGCCACCGCACUUAUCUUACAUGUAGAUUCUGUUGCUGCUUCAACAAAAGAAAAUUACAUCAAAGAUGGAAAUGUUGCUGCAACAAAAGAAAACGACAAUAAAGAUAGAAUUGCGGCUAUAACAAAAGAAAAUGACAAUAAAGAUGGAAUUGCGGCUUCAACUGAAGAACAAAACAAUAAAGACAGAAAUGCUGCUUUAAUUAAAGAAAAGAAUACAAAAGAUGGAAAUGCUGUUUCAACAAAAGAACAUGACAAUAAAGACGGAAAUUCUGCUUCAACAAAAGAAAACAACAAUAAAGAUGGAAAUCCUGCUUUAACAAAAGAAAAGAACAUCAAAUAUGAAAAUGUUACGUCAACAAAAGAAAACGACAACAAAGAUGGAAAUGCUGCUUCAACAAAAGAAAAUGACAAUAAGGACAGUAAUGCUGCAUCAACAAAAGAAAAUGACAACAAAGAUGGAAAUGCUGCUUCAACAAAAGAAAAUGACAAUCAAGACAAAAAUGCUGCUUCAACAAAAGAACAAAAUAACAAAGACGGAAAUUCUACAUGGCCGAAAAAAAUAACGAAUGAGCAGAUAUUCGUCACAAAUGUGGAAAAUUACCUCAAGGGUCUUACUGAAGGGAACCAUUGUAAGACUUUCUUGCGGAAAGUUAUUCAAAGGGCAAAAUCAAGAACGAACGGAUGGCAAUCUUUUCAGAACCAUUCGUUGCUCGACAGCCAGUUCAUUCGUUAUUUGAAAUGUCCAACAUCGGUACGUAUGAGAAUGAUGUCGGACCAACCUGCGAGGCAUUUCGCUGCCGAAACACCCAUCUUGGCCUGGAAUAAACACUACAGCAAGGCAGAGUACCAGCGACUUACCAACUUUGGUGGUACCUUUGGAUGGAAAGAUAUAAAGGAGAUGAGUAUCGCUUCUGCCCUCGCUCUCUUAAACUCCUCCCACAACAGAUACUUGUUUGACGAUCGUAUGGUGAAAGGUAGAAUUCCUAACGACAAGAAAUGCAUCCGAUGUGCGGUGGUUGGAAAUGGUGGCAUACUCAACGGUUCGAUGAUGGGCAAAGAAAUCGAUGCAAACGAUUAUGUGUUCAGGGUAAAUACAGCUUUAACCAAAGGUCACGAGAACGAUGUUGGUACCCGGACGUCUUUCUAUUGUUUCACGCUUGUAACCUACUCCAAUUCCAUCGCUCAACGAUUCAGAACCGGGUUCUACGGUGCACCAGCUGACGAGGGUAUACGAUAUGUGUUCUUUGCCAAUAGUUUAUGGACUUACAAAUUUAUCUCAGCUGUUUUGAACAAACGGCGGCCGCCCAGGGUUUCUUCACGCAAAGGAUGGUGGAUGAUGCCUCCAAAGUUUCCAAAGCAACUAACAGCGAACAACAUCAAGCUGGUUCACCCUGACUUCAUGAGAUAUCUUAAACUAAGUUGGGUAAACUCCCCGGCCAAAUUUAGAAGCGUUCAUACACCUUCAACGGGUGCCAGUAUGCUGCUUCUGGCGUUACACACAUGUGACGAGGUAAACGUGUAUGGUUUUGGAGGAAGCGACGCCAAGUUUUCCGACCAUUAUUAUGACAAGACCUUCUACAAACGGGUUCAUUACGCCAACCACGACUUCAGGGCAGAGGACAAACUAUGGCACCUUCUACACGAACGUGGUAUUAUUAACUUGUACACAAGAGCCUAAAGGCAGUGGACACUAUUGGUAAUUACUCAAAAUAAUUAUUGGCAUCAAACCUUACUU
Molecule: messenger RNA, 1848 nt
Organism: Asterias rubens (European starfish)
Lineage: Eukaryota; Metazoa; Echinodermata; Asteroidea; Forcipulatida; Asteriidae
Product: alpha-N-acetylgalactosaminide alpha-2,6-sialyltransferase 2-like
Exons: 10
Coding region: 1-1791 (596 amino acids)
Molecular function (GO): sialyltransferase activity
Source: RefSeq, a predicted model, not a curated record